ACUGAAAGCUGGUAUAUAGUUUUAGUUCGGUGAUAUAUUUUUGACAUUGCAAGAAAAUUGCAAUUUGAAUUCCUUUCAGAUUGAGAUUUUAUUUUUUCAUGAAAUGAAGUUUUUCGUUUUGUUUUGCGUAUUGACUCUAUUUAAUUUAGCGAAUGCUCGAAUGCGCGAGUACUGCAUUGGCGCUGUUGAAAUUAACUGGAACUAUGCGCCCAAUGGAAACAUGGUGAAUAACAACAGUGAUUUUGACACGUAUCUCAAGCCGGGACAGGACCGUAUAGGAAGUGUGUAUAGGAAAAUAGUAUAUCGGGAAUUCACGGAUGGGAGUUUCACGAAGCAGCGUCCCCAUGCAGCAAGUCUGGGAUACGUUGGCCCAAUCCUGAGGGCCGAGGUUGGAGACACUAUCAAAGUCUACUUCAAGAAUAUGGCGAUGACUGCAGGGCGAAAUUUUAGUGUCCAUCCACACGGAGUCCAGUACAACAAAGAUGCCGAAGGUGCACUUUACGUGGACGCGACGACAGGUUCAGACAAGGCCGAUGACGGUGUAGCUCCCGGGGAGACGUUCACAUAUGUCUGGCGGGUGACGUCCAACUUCGCCCCAACAAGCGACGACUCGCGGUGUCUGGCCUGGGCCUAUCACUCCCACGUGUUCCCGGUCCAGGAUGUAGACAGCGGAUUGGUCGGCGUUCUCAUGACCUGCAAGAAAGGAACGCUUCGUUUUGGCAACACACGCCGUGACAUUGACAAAGAAUUUGUGCUGUACAUGGACCAGACGAACGAAGGACAGAGUUGGCUCCUCUCCCAAAACCUUGACAAAUGUGGCAAUCCUUCCGCAUGCUUGUCCCUCAGCAACAAUAACGAUGGCUCCUUCCAAACGUCCAACUUGCUGUUCCACGUUAACGGCUAUAUGUACGGAAACCUGCCUGGCCUCGAUGUGAGACAGCGUGAUGACGUCGUCUUCCACUUCCUCUCACUGAACACCGGGAUUCAGAGUGCCCACUUCAGCGGACAAGUCCUGACGUUCAGAAACCACAGAGUGGACACGGUCACCUUCUACCCAGCUACGUUUGUAUCAGCUCGUAUGACGCCCAUCAACACAGGCACGUGGCUGCUGUCCAGUAGGAUCGCCGAGGCAUUCGACGGUGGCAUGCACGCAUUCCUGAAUGUCAACCCUCGCAGAGGCUGGCGUGGGAAGAGACAUGUUAGUUUGUUCGAAUCCCCGAGGCUUCCAUGGGGCUACGGCAGAUCCAGGAACAGGAAAUACUAUCUUGCUGCGGAGCUCAUCGAGUGGGAUUAUGGUCCUUCCGGUAAAGAUUUGUUCAAUGGAGGAAAUCUCACUGAUGAUUCUGUAGGCACCGCGAGCCAGUAUUUUACCCGAGGACCAGACCGCAUAGGGGGAGUGUAUCAGAAAGCUGUGUAUGUGGAAUAUACUGAUGAUAGUUUCCGGACGAAGAAACAACGGGAGGAUAACGAGAAACACUUGGGAUUCAUGGGACCUGUCAUUGCAGCCGAGGAAGGGGAGACAAUCGAGAUCGUGUUCCGCAAUAACGCCGAUAGGCAGUACUCAGUAUAUCCACACGGCGUUAUGUUUACAAAAGAAAAUGAAGGUUUCCUUUACAAAAACCCCAAGAGCAAUCAGACGACGGGGAAAGUAGCACAGCCAGGGGAGACAAUCACCUACAAGUUCCGGGUCCCCCAGAUUAUGGGACCUACACGAGAUGACCUCGAGUGUUUGACGCACACGUAUCACUCCGCGGUUGACCCAAUCAGAGACGUGCACUCAGGCCUCCUUGGUCCUCUCCUCGUCUGCAAUAGAGGCCAACUUAAAAAACAAUCGUCUGGGUUCUUGUUCAGAAGGAGACGACCCACCUGGUUCAGUCGUCUGACCCACCUGUACCUUUUGUUCAUGACAGUGGACGAGAACAGGUCAUGGUAUAUUGACCACAACAUCCAGACCUUCACAACGGACCCAGCGUCCGUCAACAAGGAUGACCCUGCCUUCUUCGGCUCAAACCGAAAACAUGCCAUCAAUGGGCGAAUGUUUGGCAACCUGGAGGGUCUGGAGAUGUGCCAGGGGAAUGAAGUUGCCUGGCACAUCAUCGGCUUUGGGGGAUGGUUUGACAUGCACGGGGUGAACUUCAACGGACAAACGCUGGAUUAUCUGGGGACAAAAGUGGAGGGCAAAGAAAUCAUCCCUGGCUCAGCGGUUACUCUGUUGUCAACACCGGAUAAAGUUGGUAAAUGGGCACUUGUAUGCCGGACUAACUUCCAUUUGAAGACAGGGAUGGUUGCUCUGUAUGACGUCAAAUCGUGUGGGGCCCAGCAGAAGCCUUUCGUAGGCAGCAAAACUCGGAAGUACUUCAUUGCUGCAGAGGAGGUAGACUGGGACUACGCUCCGAUCCUGCGAGAUCUCGUGACAGGGGAGAACUUGACAGAUCCUUCUUUGCCAGGAAACUUGUUCGUCAAGGAAGAUGACUUUUUCAUUGGUAGUACCUACAAGAAGGCUGUUUAUCGGGAGUACACAGAUGCAACAUUUAAUACUUGCAAAACCCGCACAACCAAUCAGGAACACCUGGGGGUUCUCGGACCCGUCAUCAGAGGUGAGGUCGGGGAUGUCAUAGAGGUAGUUUUCAAAAAUAAGGCCACCAGACCGUACUCUAUUCAUCCUCAGGGGGUCCGGUACGACAAGGCCAAUGAGGGAUCGCUUUACAACGACGGAACCAGUCAGAAAGGUGACGACGGAGUACUUCCGGGUCAAACAUUCACCUACCGUUGGGAGGUGCCCAGUAGAGCCGGUCCUGGAAAAAAUGACCCUGACUGUAUAUCCUGGAUGUAUUUUUCGUCCGUGGACUCUGUCAAGGACAUGAACAGCGGUUUGGUUGGUCCGUUGAUCAUCUGCAGCACCGGGACUCUGGAUUACGAUGAUACAAGACGCGACGUUGAUCGAGAAUUCGCCAUCCUCUUCUUUGUGUUUGAUGAGAACGACAGCUGGUAUCUCCAAGACAAUGUCAACAGAUUCGCACCGCAAAGAACGGAUCUUGGUGAUGCUGAGUUCCGAGCAAGCAAUUCCAUGAAUUCCAUCAACGGUCGUAUCUAUGGUAACCUGGAUGGUCUGGUCAUGGAUGAAGGGGACUGUGUUGACUGGUUUAUUCUUGGACUUGGAUCAACAUUUGACUAUCAUCCCGUUCAUUUCCACGGACAGACGUUCCUGUUUAGAACGGACAAAGUUCACAGAGGUGACGUUAUUGAGGUAUUCCCGUCGACGACACAGGUGGUGACGAUGCUGACGGACAACCCCGGCACGUGGAUCCUGCAUUGUCACUUCAGUGAGCAUGUGAAGAGCGGCAUGGAAGUAACGUACACCGUUCGCCCAUCGCCACAGUACGCCGGUAGUUACACAGCGUGAGUGAGUUGGGCUUAGCGCCGCAUUUUGUCGUGUCUAUUUAAUGGGGGAGGAAAGUCCGAAGAGACAAUUAAUGUGGCGCCGGAUUUGGCAUCCCAUAAUAUUUCUUACCAUGUGAUGUUUACAUGAAGUGCUAGUUUAGCUGUGAACUAAAAAAUCGUUUUCAUCAUGUUAUCAAGUGUCCCAUACGACAGUAUUCAUAAUUUAAUGUUCUUUCAUGAGCAUAAAAGUGUAUGCGUUUUCAGUAUCUCUCAAAUGCGGGCAAAUGGUCUUUGUUGAGCAUGUUAGAAUAACGAAACCCAUUACAUUUAUUGAGAGAAAAGUAAGUGAGUGAGUUUCAAGCCGUAGUAUUAUGGUAUUACAUCAUCACUGUGGUUUUCAGAAUCUCUCAAAUAUGGGCAAAUGGUCUUUGUUGAGCGUGUAAGAAUUUCGAAAUCCUUUAAUUUAUUAGAGAAAAGUGAGUGAGUGAGUUUCAAGCCGUAGUUUAGUGGUAUUUCAUCAUCACUGUGGUUUUCAGAAUCUCUGAAAAAUGGGCUAAAGGGUCUUUGUUGAGCGUGUAAGAAUUACAAAAUCCUUUAAUUUAUUAGAGAAAAGUGAGUGAGUGAGUGAGUUUCAAGCCGUAGUUUAGUGGUAUUACAUCAUCACUGUUGUUUGAUAUUUCAUUAAAGACAGGUUGUAGAAGAUCUUAAUAUAUGUACAUUGGUUCCCAGUAUAAUAGAAUCACAAGACGAUUGAAUGGAAAACAUCUUCAAGUUACAAGUCAGCUUCUAUCAUUUUCUCAUGAGCUUUCAUUUUAAAUUUUGAAGAUUAUGUUGUCAACAGUUUUAUUACAUAAAUCAUGCUUACUUACUGUUGAGAUAAAAAAAACCUCGAUCUCCCAUAAUCAGAUUUUGAUAAAUUUUAUGAUUAUUAUUUCAUACGUAUUUCUUUAUGAAAUGGACGAUUUAAUCGAAUUUUAUAUAUUAUUAUUGGUGUGAUUGCUUGUCAAGUGUCGUGAAUAUACAUAUCCGUAUUUUGCAAUAUUUUCGAUUUGUGUAAUAUUUAUAUGAUCGAAGAAAAUUCUGUGAUAAUGUUGCAUAUAGAUAUUUCUUUGUUACGAAUGUGUCAUAAUAUAUGUCAUGUAGUUUAUUAUAUGUCUCAUUCCAAAUGUGUUUACAAGAUAU
This is a messenger RNA of Haliotis rufescens (red abalone), 4563 nucleotides long. Its product is annotated as hephaestin-like protein. Gene Ontology annotation, molecular function: copper ion binding; oxidoreductase activity. The record is from RefSeq and is a predicted model, not a curated record. Gene Ontology annotation, cellular component: plasma membrane. Gene Ontology annotation, biological process: iron ion transport. NCBI's taxonomy places the organism in Eukaryota, Metazoa, Mollusca, Gastropoda, Lepetellida, Haliotidae. Bases 104 to 3403 code for a protein of 1099 amino acids. The transcript has 12 exons.